Fomitiporia mediterranea MF3/22 is the source of this 486-nucleotide messenger RNA. RefSeq names its product UPF0057-domain-containing protein. NCBI's taxonomy places the organism in Eukaryota, Fungi, Basidiomycota, Agaricomycetes, Hymenochaetales, Hymenochaetaceae. The transcript is spliced from 6 exons. The coding region runs from base 12 to 185 and encodes 57 amino acids. Gene Ontology annotation, cellular component: membrane. The record is from RefSeq and is a predicted model, not a curated record.
CUCUUACUACAAUGCCGUUUACAGCUUCAGAUAUUCUCAAGAUUGCUUGCGCCAUCUUCAUUCCACCCGUCGGGGUCUUUCUCGAACGUGGCUGCGGCGCUGACUUCUUCAUUAACAUUCUUCUGACCAUACUUGGUUACAUUCCUGGGAUCAUACACGCGUUAUACAUUAUUCUAAAGUAUUAGCACCACAGUGUGGAAACAUGUUGAGUGGUGGAGGGGUGGAAUCUUUUGGGGUGCCGUUGCAGUCCCACCUGCUGCCAAGACACGCAAUCGGACUUUCUUCAUGUCCUUCCAACAUUGUUGUACAUACACCAUGUUCCAUGCCUACUUUAGUACACGGACUGUAAUGUUAUCAUGAUUCGAUACCCUUGGCCUACCUCAUUUGCUCGGUGUAAUCCUCCUACCGAGGGGUUACAACGGCGCUUGUGGUGCCCGAACUACACGCUUUAACCAGAAACAUGGUACUGGCCACUAUCAAUCUUCC